AAACAAUUGUGAAAUUAUCAAAAAAACGAGGUUUGCAGAGUUUACUAUUGCAUUGAAUGAAAGAAAAACUGUUCAUUUAAUAGCAUUUUAUAGAAUAUAUGAGCUUUUCUUUGGAAUCCUAGUGUGUUGUGGUUUCGUUUCUUUUCAAGCAUCUUUCAAGAAUUCAUAGGGUGCGUUGUCAUAGACAUUGGGUUUUUCAUUUCAACACGGACCUUGUUUUAUUUACUAGAAUUUCCUUUAGUUACGAACGAACGAUAUGAAUGGUAUGCAAGAAGACCAAUCUGUUCCACAUGGUUACACGUCGAAAGAAGGCACUUCGUAUGGGCAGCGGGAGCCCACUUCAAUUCGAGGAACAGAAGACGCGAUGCCGGCUCCACGAUUAUACCCCAAACUAAGCGCACGACCAGCCACGACUCAGUACCAGUUCAAAGAAUCGUUAAAUAAGCGCGUGAAUGACCGUCUGCAUUCCUUGGAAAUGCAUCGGUCGUCUUACGAUGCUCCUGUUACUGCUAAUUCUUCGGCGUCUUCCUAUGGCAGUACACCACGACAGAUGCGUAUGCACCCUCCGCAAAUCUUUCAACACAAGACUCCAGAAUUUAAGCAUCGAAAACGAAAUGCAGAAUCCAUUAUCACCCCGAAGGCUCCUGUUUCAUCAGCAGGUACACCUGUCAAUAAUUCAUCUAAUACUUCUACACAAGCACCCCGACAGCCUCCUCCUGCUUCAUAUGUACCUUCGUCCGCAUCAUCCUUUUCAUUUCAUCCUCCAAACUCGAGCUCACAAUCUCAAUUCGCUGAUCAGCCUGCCCCACAUUUAACAUCUGCCAAUUCUAUAAAGAAUAGCAAUCCCGACGGUUCUUCCUUGCAGGUUGCACAACCCGUCUCUCGUUUUGCGCACGCACCUCCAUCUUCUGAAGUAUCCGUUCCUUCUCUUCCUAAUUCCUCUGACUUACCUCCAGAAAUCACCCUUAAUAUCUCACAAAAGCAGCAAGCAGCAUUGGAAGCCGAAGUCGAAAGUUAUAAGGCUAAGCUCAAUGGUAACCAGCAUGAAAUCACUUCUCUUCAAAGUUCUUUGGCAUAUCUUUCUGGCCAACUAAUUGCGAUGAAUGAGCAAUUUCAACAGCUGCAAACCGAACACGCUGUUGCUUCAUCAGCUAAAGGUACCAGUCAGAAGCUGAUUGAAGCACAAGAAGAAGACAAGGGUUCCGUAUCUAGUUUUUCUUCCUCUUCGUCUACAAAAAGGCAAACAUACACUCAGGAAGACGUCGACAAGCUACUUCAAGAGCGAAUGGAAAAAGUUGCUGAAGAUCUUCAUGCUCAGUAUUCUGCUAAACAUACUCAAAAAAUCUCUGCAUUUAAAGUGAAUUACGCGAAAAAAUAUGAUUUUACAAUACAAGAGCUUCAACAACAAGUAACCGCUGCCGCUGCUAGAUCUAAUAUUGUUGACCCCUCUUGGGAACUAGAAAAGAAAACUCUACAAGAGGAUAAUGAUACUCUUCGAAAACAAUUGGAAAAAGCUAUACAAGAACAUCAAGAGAUGUCAGCGUUAUUGGAGAACUUUAAAGCUGACAUGGCUACAAGUGAUCGUCACCUAACCCAACAACAGUCUGAACAAACCGAUAACUUGAAUACAUUAAAUUUCCAAAUUGAAGCCUUGCAAGAACAACUUCAAAUUGAAAGGGAUGAACGUAAAGCAGUUAUUCAAAUGAGCGAGGAGCUUGCUCAAGUCAUAGAAAAACUUGGAAUGAAACAGACUUAGGUAAUUCCAUUCCUCAUCUUUCGACCUCUUUUCAUUUUGACAUACUUUGCUUCCUUCUCUGAAAGACGCUAAAACAAUCGCGUCUUUCCGUUUUAGUCGCUUUGAAUCAGAAAAGGCCUUCUUGUUUUAUUUAUCUUUCUGAUAAGUUCUCUAUUUAAUUUUGUAUGUACUUUACUUUCGCGGAUUUCGAUUCAGUGUAUGUUCUCUCGCUUGUGUUUACGGCGUUAAAUUAUUAGGUGUAUAAUUGCACUUAUAUUCGGCUCAUAAUGUUUUUCAUCUAAUAAAAGUUAUGUAUUUUGGGU
This is a messenger RNA of Schizosaccharomyces cryophilus OY26, 2058 nucleotides long. RefSeq names its product centrosomal transforming acidic coiled-coil protein Alp7. The transcript has a single exon. The coding region runs from base 257 to 1756 and encodes 499 amino acids. NCBI's taxonomy places the organism in Eukaryota, Fungi, Ascomycota, Schizosaccharomycetes, Schizosaccharomycetales, Schizosaccharomycetaceae. The record is from RefSeq and is a predicted model, not a curated record.